CCGAUAAUUUGCCGUUUUGCCGUUGUUUUUGUAUUUUUUAAAUAUUUUUCUUUUCGCUGAAGUCUUGAAAUUUCCACACCGAAUAGCCAUUUUCAAUAGCUUCAAUUUGAUAUAUAGCCCGACGAUUGGGGUCAAGUAUUUCUGCUCAUAACUCAGAAAAACUAUUUUGGCUUCAUCAAAUCAUAGGCCUUCAUCAUAGCAGUUAGCCUUCCAGUUUAUUUAUAGUUCAAUGACUGUAACCCAUGUUGCUAUAUUAUGAAGGCUUGUAUUUGAGUUUUCAAGGGUUUUUGCACUUUUCACAACAGUCCAGUUUCUUCCCGCGUCAAUUGUCGUGAGAUCAGUGUUCCAACUAAAACAAAGAUGGCGAACUUUUUUCAAAAAUCUUGCUGUAACUUUUCAAGAUUUUGGAUUGCUUCUACAAAUUUAUUCACAUCGAAAACAAGUUUAAAAUAUCCGCUAUCUACUAGUUUCAUGCUAAAUUCUUUUGGAUGUAAAAGAUACAUUCAUUUGCAUAGGCCAUUUUACAAUUUAUUGACGCCAGGAGUGGGGCAUAGCAGACCAUGUGUGAAAUGGGUACAUACAACCAGAACUGGGUUUAGUAUUGAGGAAUUUUUUCCUCCUGGAGUGUUAGAAACUCAACAACCAUUGCCUGAAGAAGUGAAAUCAGGUACUUAAAUCAGUAAAAUAUAAAAAUGCUUUUGGAACAACCUGGGUGAUUUUCAUGCCGGUUCUGGAAAGUUAACUUUUUGCACGCUGGAUAUCGGAUUCAUGUAAAUGUAUGCCAAUUUUGGAGAUAUCAAUGCGCAAAAGUUCCAAAUACACCUUUUUAGUAUAAACCUAUUUGGUCCAAAUUUGUGAACUUUGUACAAAUUUGUGAACUUUGUACAAUUACUAGUCUAUGUCCUGACUGGAAAGUUUGGAAAUUGCGCACCGGAGAUUUAAAAAAUUUAUUAGUAAUUAUAUAGAAAGCAUCAAAAUUGCGCACCAGAGAUAUCCGCCGCGUGAUACAAACUUUCCACACUGGGUCUAUGUAAACAAAUGUAUGCCAAAGUUUGUGUUUGUACACCGGACAAGUCCAGCAUAUAGACACUUUGCAUCCCAGUCUGGAUUCCAUGUGACCAUUUUCUUUUUAUUAUUAUUAUUAUUAUUAUUAUUGUCUUUAUUAGGGUCCACUACAGUAUAUGUACAAAGUCUAAUUAUAAAGUCUAAUUAUUCGGAGACCCUAAAUGGGCGAGGCGCAAACGGGACUCGAAGAACCAUGCAAGGCACCUGCCCAAACUUAGUAAAAAUUUACUGUUCUAAUUGAAAAUCUAUACUGUUCUAGUAAACUUCGGAGGUGCAUACGCCUCAUAAAAAUUUUCCAAUCCAAGUUCACAUUAUCCAUUUUUUACCUUUGUAUUUCAUGGCAGAAAUUCACCCAGAAUUGAAAUCUUGAUAUGCUCAAAUAGACUAGCAUGAAGAUUUCAAUUAUGAGGUCCAUUUUUGGAAAAAAUCUGCACAUGGAUAGUAUUAGUGAGAUGAAUGCUACUGUACUGACAUCAUUUUGGGAAUGAAAUAUGGAACUAUUCUGUUUCCAUUAAUGCCAGGUAGAAGCUGGAGAGCAGCUGAAUUAAGACAGAAGAGUAAUGAAGACUUACAUAAACUUUGGUGAGGGUUUACUGAGUGACCAAAUAUUAAUUUUCCUUUGUGGACCUGUUCCUCCAAAAGGCUGAGGAAUAAUAGCUCAAAAUCUGUGAUUGUUAAGUAAUUGGGAUAAAACUGACUUUUCUAUGAAAACUGGAUAUUAAAUGGUAUGAGAUUGGGUAUGGGGCCCAGUUAAAGUAAUUCCCAAACAAGUCCAUCAAGGCAUGAGUAAGUCUGCCAGCAUGGCAGCAUGCUGCCAGGAAAUUUUUUUAAUCUCAGGAAUUUUUUAAGGAAAAGCAAGAUAUCAAGAAUGAAGCUCGAGAAAUUUCAAAAAUCAGCAUUAAACUAACAAACAUCACAAUUAGAGUAUAAAUACAACAAUCAUAUCAUAAAAAUUUGUAUCAUGUACUGGCAGUGCUAUAACUGUCUGUUAUGAUUCAUGAUGUGGAAAAGAAAGGCGUACUACUAUUAUUGAAUAGUGCAUGAAUACUGAUAUAAAUUCAAACAAAAUUCAAAUAUUGUUUCAUAGAAUUCCUUCAUAUGUUCCUAAUUCUAGUAAACCUAUAUUUUUCUUAAUAUUGAGGUAGUAUAUGACUUAGUAAGGUAGUAUGUAUGACGCUGUUAUUGAAUUACAACCAAAAUUCAUAUUUAUAAAAACAAUUGGCAGGAAAUUUUUGAAUCUGGGAAGCCUGCUCCAGGAAGAGAAAUAUUUUAUCAGGACUUGCUCCUGGAAGAGAAAUAUCUUAUCCAUGAAGUGGAUGAUAAAGAAAAUCAGUUUUGAAAUUAUUCAAUCUCUUGCAAAUGGAAGAACUUCAUCUUUGUUAAUUGUUAUUCUCCAUUAAGGUAUGUUUUAUUAAAAGAAAGAAACAUGUUAUUAACAGUGCAGGCAGAAGCAAGAAGACAAGAAGUGGUAAUGCCUUCACCUCAGAGAUUCCAUAAGGUCAAAAAAUCUAUGGCCAUGAUCAAAGUCGUGCUGGAUGAACGAGUAAGUUUAUUGAUGAAUCAUUUUGCUCCCCAAUGUACCCUACAAUGUACCCUACGUACAGUUUUCCCAGUAGCCAUAUGAAUUAGGCAUGCAUACAUAGCUAUGCACUAACAGUACAUAUAUGCCAAUACUGCAGUUGGGUUUUCUAGAAACGAGCAAUUGAAGCUAUUGAAAGAAAUUACAAGAAUGCUGAGAAGAACACAGUUGAGUUGACUGCCAAUUCUUUAGGUGGUAAGGACAAAGUGGAUAAGAAUUCAAAAAUUGACCAACAUCAAUUGUCAAUUACAACAUGACUAUUAUAACUCAUCUGCAACCCAUCUGUUAAUUUUGUUGUUAUCAGCUAUGAUCCAGGUAAAGAGGGUGCAGAUUUUCAUGGGGUUGCAUGCCUCAAUGACCAUAAUGCUAUAAAUCUCCAAAUGAUUCCACAAUGAAACUGUAAAUAGACUCCAGACCUGACAUGUUGAGGUUUAUGAUCACUCUCGUCAGUAGUGAGCUUUCACUCCCCUUAAUUUGUUCCUGAAAGGGCGAUUGAUAGUGUGCCUUGCCUUGCAAGUUGAAGUGCUUUAUUAAGAUGAGCUAAAAAGUGAAUCAUUUGGUGUUCAGAUCAAUGAGGAGACUGUUGAUUUAUCUUCAGUACACUGAUAAAGCAACAGUUGAGAAAGUGUUACUUAUAGUAUGUUAGUAUACUAUCAGAUGGAGUAAUGCGUUAUCUAAUUCGAUCUAAUAACCAGUCUGAGUCAGCUUGCUUGCUUGCACACUAGAAAACUAGUUGAUUAAUAUAUCUGUCAAUAUAUAAGAUAACAAGAAUUUCCUGCUGGAUGUUUUCCUGCGCAGAUAUUUUGUUGAAAAUUUUCUGGCAACGAUGGUGGACAUUUUCCACCAUUUUCCAUUUGCUAACUUAAGAGACAGAAAACAUGUUGUGCUGGAUGCCACCUGGGUCCAUCGUUGUGCUGGAUGCCAUUAAUAAUUAGAGACAGAGAACAUAUAUUGUGCUGCAGGAUGCCAACUUCCUAUGAUGAGGUAGACCUCCUGCACUGGCUCCAACAAAAAUCCUAGAAUAAACUAACAUUUAUGCCUAAAAUGACAGUCAGUUUUACGGUUUUGAAAGACAAAUCGUCGUCUGAUUUACUCUUUCAAUACACUAUUUUAAUCUUAUAAAAAUUAAAUAUUUAAUCUUUCAAAUUAAAAAAAAAUUUAUCAUGACCAAACUUUAAAAUAAAGUUUGGAAAGUCAUUUAUGUACUACUUCAAGCAUGCGUAGGACUGCAGCACACUCUGGAUGGCUUUAAAAACGAGCCAUCUUCUGAGUUUAUUGCAGAAGUAAUUUUAAAAAUGAACGUUGUCUAAACCAAGUAUUAAAUCAAAGCUAAAGUAGUUUAUGUAAAUGAACAUGAUUUUUUAUCACAUGUAAAACUACCGACACGGCAG
Paramuricea clavata is the source of this 4035-nucleotide messenger RNA. The record is from the annotation of a GenBank genome assembly. NCBI's taxonomy places the organism in Eukaryota, Metazoa, Cnidaria, Anthozoa, Malacalcyonacea, Plexauridae.